AAGGCAGUACUAGUGAUCAAAAGUGUCCAACGCCAGGUUGCGACGGAUCGGGACAUAUCACCGGAAACUAUUCCUCGCACAGGAGCCUCUCAGGAUGCCCUCGGAUUAAUAAACCCAAGAAAUUGCUUGGCAAGGAUGGUGAACCCCCAGAACCUUUAAGAUGUCCUGUUCCCGGGUGCGAAGGCAUUGGCCAUGUGACUGGAAAGUAUCUAUCUCACCGCAGUGCGUCUGGCUGUCCCAUUGCCAACAAACACAAAAUGGUACGAGCAACCUCAAUGACGAAUCUCAGCUCAGACUUUUCAAAUGAAAAUGUCAGCAUUAUAUUGAAUCGUCCAAUCAAGUUUGAUGGCCUUGUUUGUCCGACUCCUGGGUGUGAUGGUUCGGGACAUACGAGUGGAAGUUACCCCAGUCAUCGUAGUCUAUCAUGUUGCCCCAAAGCCUCAGAAGCCUUCAUGAAAGCUAGCACAAAGCUACAAGAGGGAGAGUUAGACUUGGAACAUGAUCUGCCUGAUGCCUCAGCAUUUAAAAAUGAUGAAGAUUUGAAAGUCCUUGAUAGUGAAAUAGAGAGACUCCGACGAGAGAACAACAAUAUGGAGUCGCAACUGCUCAAACUACGUACAGAUAUUACCUGGAUGGAGAACGAAUACUCAUCACACAAGAUGGCCAAUCAGAAACUCUUUGAACAGAACAAUGACCUGGAUUCCCAUGCGAAGUACAUGCGAACCAGUCUCAUUCAGUCACUCCAGGGGGUCAGAUUACCUGAGUUCAAUAUCCCCCUCUCCGAGGCCAACUUUGACAACUAUCUCGCUCAGUUGAAGCGCUUCUGUCUCGAUGUUUAUCACCGGCCACAGAAUAACAACAUGUAUGGUGCAGUUAAGCAGGCAAUUGCUGAUAUAAAGGUUGUCUAGUCGUCGAUCAACCGGUGCUUGAUUAAUAUACAAGAAAUUUUAAUGUACAAUGAUUCUUGGUAUAGUAAAAAAUGGGUUAGCCACAAGUUGUUAGUAUUUUUUGGAAUUACUAUUUAGAUCAUAUACAUUGACAAGUAUAGUAUUAUUACUACAUUAUAUGGCAGAAAACCAUAUCAGUAGCCUGUUUUAUGAUUUUCACGAUUUGUGAAAUGAAACUGUUGCACACAGAUUUACCAUAUUAUGAAAAACAAUUUGAUUAUUUAUUCUUAUUGCAAUUCAAUGUAGUUGAAAACUAUUCUCCAUGUUGAGAUGAAUCUCUUUGUUUGAGAACAGAAUUCUCUAUGCAUGAAUAUUCAUAGAGUUAGAAGACCCUGGUACCAGUGGUUUAUAGAAUCUGACUGUAAUUUAUUGCAUAAUAUGCUAGGAUCUGCAAUGGUGAAUAUUUGAUAUAGUAGUAGUGUUUCAGAUAUACUUUGUGUCAAGAGACAAAGUAGAGUGUAUGGCUUAAAUUAACAAUUCAGGGUUGAUAACCAAGUUCUGUGUCAAUAAAAGUUUGAUUAUCGGAUUUGUAUGUAGAAACCAAUAUUUCACAGGAUAUGAAUGCAGUGUUAUUCAAAAACUUGAAUAUGGUUGAAUUAGGAGACUUUCCCAGAACUUAUUGAUCAACCUUGUACAGAGUGCUAUGUCAAGGAAAAGGGUUUGUGCCUUUUAUCCCAAUGGUGCAUGCAUUGAAAUGUUUUAGUGGGGUCAAGCAGGGAAAAACUGAAGUGUAAUACAAUAUUUGUUGCACUUUAUCUACAGUUACAAGUAUUUAUGAAUCCAGAAAGUAUAUUGUAAAAUGAACUUAUGAGCUAAUAUUGUAUGAAAAUUUGUAUUGUACUGUAUUAAUUGUACAAUAUCAAUAUCAUGGCGACUGACAAUUUUUCAUGGAUAUUGUUGAAUAAUGUUAUUAUAUGUUUCAUAUAGAUGUUGAAUAUAGUGAGUAAAAUUGUUAAAUCAGUCAGUAAUAUUGCAUGGUGGCCAGGUUUUUGAUUUUGAUUUUUUUUUAAUUUUGAAAGCUCCUUGUAUAGAUGUCAUGUAUACAAACAUUGGAGAUUUUCUCACGAAAUCAGAAACAACAUAGCAAGUCUUAAGAUAUCAUGGAGGCAAGAAAUAAGGAGAACUUAGCAUAAUAAUAAUAUCUAAUCAUAAGAUGUAUGAGUUCUGUGUAUGCUCCAAUGAAGAACAUUUAGCUAUUGCUGUAUUGUAAGUUGGUAAAAUAACAAUCAAACCUUAAACUUUGUCAUAAGUCUUGUUUCAUUUUUUCAAUUAAACUU
Messenger RNA from Owenia fusiformis, 2224 nucleotides. The record is from the annotation of a GenBank genome assembly. NCBI's taxonomy places the organism in Eukaryota, Metazoa, Annelida, Polychaeta, Sabellida, Oweniidae.